ACCACUAACAGUGCUUCGACCUUCCUAACUUUGUUCAGAUGUCCUAAUGUCAUUACUAUGCACAUAGCACACAUCAUGGCUAGUCAACAUACCCUCAUUGGAUUACUCCUAUUUCUAUCGGUGGAUUGGACUUUAUCUGUCAUUCCAGAGAAUGAGAAGCACCCCAGCUACUGGAACAACAAGGGGAAGCAGGCCCUCCACAAAGCUCUGGAUAUGAAGCCAAAUGUCCGCCGGGCUAAGAACUCCAUUCUGUUCCUGGGAGAUGGUAUGGGCAUCCCCACAGUGACUGCAGCGAGGAUCCUCAAAGGGCAGAUGAAUGGAGGGAACGGAGAGGAGUUUAGUCUGGCAAUGGACACCUUCCCACAUUUAGCCCUGUCUAAGACGUACAACGUGGACCAGCAGAUGCCUGAUAGUGCCGGCACGGCCACGGCCUACCUGUGUGGUGUGAAGGCCAACUAUGGAACUCUGGGUCUCAGUGCCUCAGCUCUCCGCUACAACUGCAACAGCACCUUCGGAAACGAGGUGGAAUCUGUCCUUCACCGCGCCAAGAUGGCAGGGAAGUCGGUGGGCAUCGUCUCUACUGCCCGUGUGCAACACGCCUCUCCUGGAGCCGCCUACUCCCACACAGCCAACCGGGGCUGGUACGCCGACUCUGACAUGAACGUCGCAGACAUCACAGCAGGAUGCCGUGACAUCGCCUACCAGCUGGUCCACAACACUGACAUCAAUGUCAUUCUUGGUGGAGGACGAAAAUAUAUGUUUUCCAAUGAGACACAGGACCCAGAGUACCCAUCGUACAAAGGAGUCCGUAACGACAAGUUUGACCUCACUGCAGUGUGGCUUAAUAACAAACAGAAUGCAAAGUAUGUGUGGAACAAAGAUGAAUUUGACAAAGUGAAUCCCGAAAAAACAGACUAUCUGAUGGGUCUGUUUGAGCCAAGUGACUGCCGCUAUGAGCUAGAGCGUGACCAUASCUUGGACCCUUCCCUCACUGAGAUGGUGGACAAAGCCAUCAAGAUCCUCCGCAGGAACCCCAAAGGCUUCUACCUCUUUGUGGAAGGGGGGAGAAUUGAUCACGGUCACCAUAGCAGCGGGGCCAAAUUUGCCCUGACGGAGGCGGUGGAGUUUGACAAUGCCAUCGAGCGGGCGGCAGAACUGACCAGUGAGCUGGACACUCUGUCUGUGGUCACUGCUGACCACUCCCACGUCUUCUCCUUUGGAGGGCACUCCAACAGAGGGAACCCCGUCUUAGGUCUGUCCCGUAACUUGGCUGACGAUAAAAAGAGCUUUACCACCACACUCUAUGGAAAUGGACCAGGAUACAAGUUAGUCAAUGGAUCUCGUGCAGAUGUGAACACAACGGAAGCAGAUCACAAAGAUUACAAGCAGCAGUCAGCUGUACCUCUGGACUCUGAGACCCACGGCUCAGAGGACGUGGCCAUCUUUGCCAAGGGCCCCAUGGCCCACCUCUUCCACGGGGUCCAGGAGCAGAGCUACAUUGCCCACGUCAUGGCCUACGCAGCCUGCAUUGAGCCCUACACAGAAUGCUUCAUCCCAGACCUAGAGCCAGAGCCUGGCCACACAGGAGCCACCAACCCCAGCCUCAUAGUGCUGCUGAUGGGCCUCAUACCUGCCCUCCUCUCCCUCUGA
Salvelinus sp. IW2-2015 is the source of this 1650-nucleotide messenger RNA. It is a transcript of the gene alpi.2, whose product is annotated as alkaline phosphatase, intestinal, tandem duplicate 2. Gene Ontology annotation, molecular function: alkaline phosphatase activity. Lineage: Eukaryota; Metazoa; Chordata; Actinopteri; Salmoniformes; Salmonidae. Gene Ontology annotation, biological process: dephosphorylation. The record is from RefSeq and is a predicted model, not a curated record. Gene Ontology annotation, cellular component: plasma membrane.